This is a messenger RNA of Ruditapes philippinarum (Manila clam), 1176 nucleotides long. Its product is annotated as antiviral innate immune response receptor RIG-I-like. The transcript has 9 exons. NCBI's taxonomy places the organism in Eukaryota, Metazoa, Mollusca, Bivalvia, Venerida, Veneridae. Gene Ontology annotation, cellular component: cytoplasm. Bases 1 to 1176 code for a protein of 391 amino acids. The record is from RefSeq and is a predicted model, not a curated record. Gene Ontology annotation, molecular function: ATP binding; DNA binding; hydrolase activity.
AUGCCAACUGAAGGAGGAAAGAAAAGAAAAGUUGUAUUCAUGGCUCGCAAUGGAAUACUUGUAGAGCAGCAAAAGAACUUCAUUUCCCAGCGAUUGCCUUAUGCGAAUGUCCAACAUUUGAAAGGGGACACAGAUGAGGCGAUGAUGCUAAAUGCAUUUCUUGAAGAUAAUGACAUAUUCCUAUUCACACCACAAAUUCUUGUCAAUAAUCUGAACACAGAUGUUAAAAGUUUGUCGGUAUUUUCAUUAAUGGUGUUUGACGAAUGUCAUCAUACAAUCCGCAAUCAACCAUAUAACACACUUAUGAAGAAAUAUCUUUUGGAGAAAUCGAAUGGAAUAAAAAACUUACCACAGAUCAUUGGACUGACAGCAUCUAUUGGUACAGGUCGAGCUAAAUCAGAGCAAGAUGCGCUUGAACACAUAUUUAAUGUGUGUGCAAGUUUGGAUGUAAGAAAUCUGUCGACAGUAGAAAAGCACAAAGAUGACCUAGCAAAGCAUGUCAGCAUUCCAAAAGAAGACAAAAUACCAAUGCAAGCGAGACAAACAGAUCAAUGUAAAAGCAUACUUUUAGUGGCAUUGAAGAAAACACUUGAUUUUCUUGAAGAUUUAGCAUGGACGGAACCGAAUUUGAUAGAAAUAAUGCACAAAUGUCCAAAGAAUAUUGAAGAUAAGGAAUUUGGAAAGUGGAUAUCGGACAUAACUAAGACAGCAGAAUCACUAAGAAGAGGUCGGGGAAGAAAUGUAGUCUCCUGUGGAAAAUAUCUUCAAAUCUACAACAAUGCAUUAGAGAUAAAUAGGUUACUGAGAACUACAGACGUUGCACUUUACCUUGCGCGUCAACACGAGGAAGAAGCUGAACACCCAGAAACUUUUACAAAAGAAGAAUCAUGUCUCUUUGAAACCCUGAAAGAGGUACAAAAAGACUUAAGAAAAGUGAAGUCUGACAAUCCCAACGUGCAUGUUCUAAGUAGUAUUUUAUCAAAUCUGUUUGCUGGAAAGGAAGCAGAUUCUAACUCUAGAGCCAUGGUUUUUGUUCAAACACGAGCAACAUGCAGAGCUUUGGCAGCUUUUCUCAACGAAGAGUUAAAGUCAAUAUACGUAAAAGUGAGUCCUCUCAUAGGAAAAGACACUAGAGGAAUUGAUAAAGGAGGGGAUAAUGUUGAAGAAAUGAAAUAG